Messenger RNA from Mycosarcoma maydis (corn smut), 1344 nucleotides. RefSeq lists its product as uncharacterized. The transcript is spliced from 2 exons. NCBI's taxonomy places the organism in Eukaryota, Fungi, Basidiomycota, Ustilaginomycetes, Ustilaginales. Gene Ontology annotation, molecular function: monooxygenase activity; FAD binding. The record is from RefSeq and is a predicted model, not a curated record. Bases 1 to 1344 code for a protein of 447 amino acids.
AUGACGACGGCUGAACCAGGAAAGAAGCUUCGCAUCAUCAUCGUAGGCGCUGGCAUCGCCGGCCUUGCAGCGGCUCGCGCGCUUAGGGAGGACCACGAGGUGCACAUAUUUGAAUCGUCGAGCUUCAAGACGGAAAUCGGAGCUGCUAUUCACACCGGCCCGAAUGCAAGUCGAAUCCUUCUCAAGUGGGGAAUGGACCUCGAACGUCUUGACUCGCCCAACUGUCGAAACAUCUACGAGUACAAUAUCUCGGGCAAGCUCGUGUCCCAUCGUACCGUCAACACUAACGAGCUCUUUGGUGCGCCUUGGCUGCUCAACCAUCGCAUCUCCCUGCACAGGGAGCUGCAAUACCUAGCCACAUCAGACGACCAAGCACUCCCAGGAGAGCCUGCCAAGCUGCACCUCGCAAGCAAGGUUGUCGAUGUUGACGGCGAAGCGGGUACAAUCACGCUUGCUGACGGCACCACUUUCCAAGGCGACAUCAUCGUCGGAAGUGAUGGUAUCAAGAGUGUACUUCAAAAGAAUGUGCUUGGUCGACCUGCCAAUGCCAAGCCUAGUGGUCAUUCGGCCUAUCGCCUGCUGAUUCCUUUUGAGAGGCUGCGCAAGCUCAAUGACCAAGAUGUCAACAAGAUCAUGGCGGCACCCUCGCUCACAAUGUUUGUCGGACAGGACAAAAGGGUGGUCUGCUACACAUGCAAAUUCGACGGACGCGAACUGCUUAAUCUCGCCGCAAUGAUUCCUGACGAGGGCCUCUUCGAAAGCUCGACCGAGUCGUGGAGUGCCCAAGGUUCUCUUAAGGACAUGAUUGCUUCCUUCUCCCAUUUCCCGCCCAUGGCAAAGAAGAUCCUGAGUCAGGCCACCGAGUGCGGUCUCUACCAACUGCGUGACCAGGAUCCUCUCGAGCUGUGGCACCGCAACCGCGUCCUCCUUGUUGGCGAUGCAGCCCAUCCAAUGCUGCCGCACUUGGGUCAGGGUGGCUCACAGGCUAUUGAAGAUGCCGAAGCUCUUGCUUACGUCCUCAAGACAACAAAGGGAUUGCCUAGCCUCGAAAAUGUCAACGCAGCGCUGCAACGUCUACAGACAUUGAGACAUUACCGCGCUACAGUCUCGCAGGAGCGAUCGAGAUUACAGGCCCUGGGCCCUCGACCUGGGUCGAAGGAGGAGAUGCUCGGGAAAAACACGUUUGAGUUAACCCGCUUCUUGUAUGACUACUUUGGCGCAGAGGACUGGGAAAAGAGGGUCAAGGAGGGUCGGACCGGCAUGCAGGAUGACGUUCCUUUGACCGUUUCGUCCCAGCCUGUUGCUGCUGUUACCAAGCCUCCUCCAGCUUCUGUCAGCACCUAA